AUGCAUCAGCUACGGCAAUACGUCGUCGUACGCCCAUGUCGCUUGAUCUCCCAUCGCCGGUAUCCCACGCCUGUAGCCUCGCGCCGAUUCCAUUUGUCGCCGCAAUGGAUGUCUACGCCACCUCACGAUCCUCAUGACGACUCAUCUGUACCAUCCGAUGCCAUUGAUGAUAGCCAAUCCCCGAAUAUUGAAGAUAAAUCUACCAUCAAUGGCUCGUCACCAUCCUUGAAGGGCCAGCCGAGCAAGUCAGUCUCAAGACCGUAUGGCUCUGCUUUGCGCCGAGCUAUGAGAAAUCGCCAAUCCGAACAACCACAGAACACACAGAAAGACAGAACAACUAAAACGAUUCCUGAAUGGUUCUCAGAUCAAAACUUGGUCAUCCACGACUCGGAAAGUGCGGUGCAGAUCAAACAACUCCAAAUCACAAAGUCAAAACGCAUGCCCGAUCAGACGAACCCUGAACCGAAGGAGGUUUUUGCUAGUGCAGGCAGAGAAGAUCCUUCUGUGUCAGAUGGUCCCACAGAUCCUAAGGAUCCCCAGGAAGAGCUUGAUUAUGCCGUGCCGGAGGAGAUAUGGAGCGAGUUGCUAGCGUCAGUCAAAGCUGGCCUGAGAUUACCACCCGUACAGUACGCUGAAGAACCCGUGGCGAGAAAAUCACACCUCGUCCUCCAAUACCCAGGAAAUGACGGUAUCCCCUUUCUGGAUGCCGUUGUACGCCAAGUGUCAAAAGACCUAAAAACCGAUCUGAUUACACUCAACGCCCAAGACAUCGCUCAGCUUUUUAGCGAGUACGACCUCGCAGAAACCGGCUCAUGUUCCCCCGUACACUCAUUAGGCUAUGAGGUCCAUCAGCCGGUGGCAACCCUGCCAGAACCAAUCCAUAUGGAAGGAGAAGGGGUCGCUACUGCGGGCCCAGGAAUGCGAACUGAAGUGAGCAAUCCUAGUUUCAUCACCAUUGAGUCUGGAAAGGACUCUGGAGAUAUUCCAUUGCGAAACUUGUCGGGUUUGAAGUCACUUUUAGCAUCACUCAAUGCCCAGGAAAACCAAGAUCCAGCUGCGAAGCAUGUCGGGCCACGAGCCGAUCGACGCUGGAUUCGCCUCUGGCAUGAAAUAUUAUCUUCACUUGGCCGAGCCCCCAAUCCCAAUCACAAUCCCAACUCCAAGGACGCGGAGGAGUCUGCUGAGCUGGACAUCGCAUUCCCUGUGCUCCCUCGGGAUACCAUUGUUCACAUCCAAGAUUACCGCGAUAUUCAAAAUGCGCAAGAAGGAUAUCGGGUGAUUGACUUUUUGCAAAAGGUCAUCAACGAAAGGCGCCGAGAUGGUUCCAGGAUUAUCUUUAUUGGAAGCAUAUCCGAAGAGCCUCGUCACUCCUCUUCACAGGAUGGCGCAAAGGUUAUGCAGAACCAACUCGAGGACAACUUUUCUAAGACCUUGAUUGUCACCCCAUCCAUGGGAUGGAACGCUCUUGAGAAGAGGUUCGCUCAAGACAAAAAGAUUCGUACCAUGGACAUCAAUAUCCGCAACCUUCAGACUAUGCUGCGAUUCCGUCUCAAUGAGACUUCUUCUCCCGUUAAGGAUGAUAUCUUUAGCCAUCGUGCCUGGCGUCUCGACCCGCUAUUGAUCAAACGAUCUGGCAUCAGAGAGAAUUUCUGGUCCUAUAAUCACGUCCACUGGCUUGCAACUCUUGCCAUUGGUAGCAUAGAGCCUGGAGAAACUUUCGGUAUCGAACAUCUCAGACGUGGUUUUGAGCUGAUGGAUAAGGGCGAUCGAGUCACCAACGAUUGGUUGCAUGACAACUCCCCCAAGAAAACGGAUUCUCGUUACGGAGAAAGCCGAGAGCGACUGUUGGCUUCCUUGCGCAAGACCUGCACUGCGCAUGAAAAGAAAUUCCUGAAUGGCGUCGUGGACGCAAAAAGCAUCCGCACUACCUUCGACGAUGUUCACGUAUCUCCUGAGACCAUUGACGCUCUCAAAACACUCACAUCUCUCUCACUGAUCCGCCCAGAGGCAUUUACCUAUGGUGUCCUGGCAACAGAGAAGAUCACCGGUCUUCUUCUGUACGGUCCUCCAGGUACAGGUAAAACCCUUCUCGCCAAGGCCGUUGCGCGUGAAAGUGGUGCGACCGUCCUCGAAGUAAGCGGGUCGGAUGUGUACGACAUGUACGUUGGCGAAGGUGAAAAGAACAUCAAAGCCAUCUUCACUCUUGCUAAGAAGCUGAGUCCCUGCAUUGUAUUCGUCGACGAAGGCGACGCCAUCUUUGGCUCUCGUAUUAGUAAUUCCAGCAGCCGCACCUCUCACCGCGAGCUUAUCAACCAAUUCCUCCGUGAAUGGGACGGGUUGAACGCUGUCUCCGCAUUCAUAAUGGUAGCCACAAACCGUCCUUUUGAUCUCGACGACGCAGUCCUCCGUCGACUUCCCCGAAGACUCCUUGUUGAUCUCCCUAACGAGCAAGAACGUCUUGCCAUCUUGAAGAUUCACCUCAAAGAGGAGCAACUCGAGCCCACUGUUGACCUCGCCGAGCUCGCCAAGCGUACUGAUCUGUACUCCGGCUCAGACUUGAAGAAUCUUUCUGUUGCUGCGGCGCUAGCAUGUGUGCGAGAGGAACAUGAUGCAGCCGUGAAGCACCAGGGCGAAGAGCCAUAUCAAUACCCGGCUCGACGUACCCUCACCUUCGCGCAUUUUGAGAAGGGAAUGGAGGAGAUCAGCGCCUCGAUCAGUGAGGACAUGCCAUCGGUUGCUGCGAUUCGCAAGUUCGAUGAGCAGUUUGGUGAUCGUCGGGGUAGACGCGUGAAGCCUAAAGGUUGGGGAUUUGGGCCUGUCUCUGAUGGGUCCAAGACUGAAGGAGUCCGGGUUCGGGACUGA
This is a messenger RNA of Penicillium malachiteum, 2862 nucleotides long. Its product is annotated as ATP-binding protein. Bases 1 to 2862 code for a protein of 953 amino acids. The transcript has a single exon. Gene Ontology annotation, cellular component: mitochondrial outer membrane. Lineage: Eukaryota; Fungi; Ascomycota; Eurotiomycetes; Eurotiales; Aspergillaceae. The record is from RefSeq and is a predicted model, not a curated record. Gene Ontology annotation, molecular function: ATP binding; ATP hydrolysis activity.